GGAAGCUUUUUUAUCUUACUGUGGCUGUCUGUACGCUGCCUUCUCUGCAGACAGGCACCGGGCCGCUGGAUGAUGGCGUUAACGGGGCUGCUGCUGCUGGAGUUGGGUCUGUACGCCAGCUGUUUCGUCUGUGGGAUUGUCGCCGCCGCAUCCAUCACCAUCGUCCAGGGUAAUUUUGGAGGUCUGUGUGUGCUGUAUGGACUUGUCAACUACAAUACAACUGCAAGCCUUAUUGGAGUCCAGUCUUCCAGCGCUCCGUCUCUGUGUUACUUUGUGUCAGCCAUAUCAGUGCUGGUGGCAGUGGUGUGCUUCUCGCUGUCUAUGUACUGGGUGUACACUUUCUGCAUCGAUGGGGACAUCAGAAGGGAGCGAGUGUGGAUGAACCUGAUUGUGGUUGUGUGCGGCGUCUUCCUGUUCUUCCUGCUCAUCACAGGGUGCAUGUUGAAGAUCGGACGCGACUCACUCUGCAACUCUGUCAUACACACCGUUCCCAACAUUACCAGAUGUGAGGAGGCCCAGACUAAAAACUGGGUCAGUCCGCUUAAAGGAGGAAGGUUCUACAACAGUCUUCACAAAGCUGAGAUGGCAGUGUGGGUCAACUUCUUCUUCUGGCUCAUCAUCGGGGUUCUGGUGAUCGUUCAGAGGCGUCAGAGUUCAGGGUCGAAAGUGAUUGUGGGAGGGUAUGGCGGGCCGGCUGGUGGGCUUUUCGGUGACCCGGGGGUGACGGCUGCAGAGACGGAGCCAUUUUUCAACCGUCCUCCAAGGCCACAGUGAGGACGGGUGUCACAGAGGUGUUACAAAAACACACACAUUAGCACGAAACGAUAAUGUGAGAGUAGAUGUGGAAAAAGGGUAAAUACAUUUAGUGCACACCUGUUUGUGUUUCAUACGUUAGAAGACUUUUCCAGCGAUAACUUUGUUUAUGGUCUUACAGCACAUAGAUGCAAUAGAAGCAUUACGCCACGACGAGGAUGGGAUUCGAACCCACGCGUGCAGAGCACAAUGGAUUAGCAGUCCAUCGCCUUAACCACUCGGCCACCUCGUCAGGCACUACAACUGUUAUAAAACCACCAACACUGCAUGUGUGUCAGGGCAUGUGUGAAGCACGUUGAUCACAUAAUCCAAAGAUUGAACUGUUAAUAUGUCCAUUUACCCAUUUCCCAUAUUUACCUUAUCUCACUUACUAAAGCCAUUUCUAAUGUCUGACUGCUGGAUCACACAGAAAUGUGGAUUUGUGUUUACAUGACCAAGAAAUAGUGGAAUGCUCAUUGCAGGCAUUCAUUUUAUAUUUCACCAGUCUGUUCAGAUUUUAUACUUUUGAUGUUACUUGCAGGUGUUUCCUGUGCAAAACACUGUCACUCCACAAUAGCUUCAAGUCACCUAUUUAAUCACCUUUUUGGCUGUUUGUAGUGAUGACACAUGUUGUGCUACUUUUUAAAACAAUAAACCAAAGAGUUUAAAUACAA
Molecule: messenger RNA, 1466 nt
Organism: Lates calcarifer (barramundi perch)
Lineage: Eukaryota; Metazoa; Chordata; Actinopteri; Centropomidae
Gene: tmem179ba
Product: transmembrane protein 179Ba
Exons: 5
Coding region: 70-774 (234 amino acids)
Source: RefSeq, a predicted model, not a curated record